AUGAUCCAAUUAUCUUCCGACCUCGGGCUGAAGCUCUGUGUGGGGAUAUUUCUUUUGAGCUCGCUAUUCCUUACUACCUCCUACAAUACCACAUUCGCUUUUGAUCGCCCGAUCAGUACAUCUGUCCUGGUAUGCUUCCUUACAGGGGUCACUCUCUUGGUAUGGAGUCGCUUCGUUUCAUUGGGGUCGGCGCCAUCGUCGCCAACAAGUAAACGGCCAAUUAUCCCUCUUGCGGAGCAAUUUGAGCUUCCUUCCCGCGCAUCGACCUCAUCUUUCGCACUGGGUGAUGUCGAGACUCGCCCUCGGCUACGGUUCCAAUCGUGGUGGAUAAAGCUCGGUCUCUUGUUAGGGUUGUGUGGUUUACGAAUCGAGUCGUUCCGCCAAGUAACCCGGAACACUGAAUGCGCGCCCGCUGGAUACGCUUACGCUAUUCCUUUCGUCAUUUCGCUCUAUGACUACUGGCGCAACCAGCGAUCACGACAAGUGGACAGAUAUGUCCCUACCCAACGAUUCGAAAACCUGCCGCUACAGGUGGUCUACUCUGUUUCCCGCCGGAGCUUCUAUUAUCUUACGCAAAGUCGCUCCAGAGGUUUAAUUGCAGCCGCAUUUUUGUCGAUUGGUGGGCUGUUGGCUUCAUCGUUCUCAGCCGGCACCCGAUCAACCUAUGUCUGUCCCAUUGUAUUACAUGGGGCAUCGCGCCUACGAUCAUACAGGCUGUUCAACCUGUUUGCUGAUUCUGUUAUACUUUUCGGUAUUACCGAGAUAUGUCGGAUUGGUGCUCAAUUUGAUGAUGUGCGCAGAAAACGAGCUUUGACGUUCCUUGGAGCUGGUCUCUUGGGUCUUUCUUUGGUCUGGAGUAUUAUAUCCUUCUGGGUACCAGAUAGUUCUCCUGAACUUGCCGGUCAACCCAUGUUGGAUCUAGAGUAUUCGCGCGGCGCUUUCAGCCAGUCUGUGUUGGUUGUAAUACUGGUCUUAUCGGCCUGGCAUAUGUUGCCGCAUUUCGACAUCCUUGGAGUGUCAAUUAUAGGUGGUUUCAUGAUCGUGUACUUCUCGUCUCUAUCGGCCCUCACCGGAGGACAAUCACCCUUCCCAUUCAUCUCUCUAACUCAUGCUGUUCUCCCGUUGGCUGCGUCUUUGACGGGUGUCCUCCUAUUUCUUCUUGCACGAGUGGUUCAUGACGAAGAGCCAAAAUUAUACCGCACCAACGUUGCCAUACAAAUAUUGUUCGCCGUGCUAUUUGGAAUUAGUCUCGUUUUUGCAGUGAGCAAGCAUCGUCUUGAUGAUAUACACCCGAUUGAGUUCCUCAUCAACGACGGCAAAUUUCAACAUGACAACUAUCUCGCUCAGGCGUCUAGGAGCAAAACUCUUGGAGAUGCUGUUUCCGAAUACCGGAGGCGAUAUCAUCAGCAUCCACCACCGGGCUUUGACCAAUGGUAUCAAUAUGCCACUACCCGAUCGUCAGCUAUCGUCGAUGAUUUCGAUCAGAUAUACCAUGAUCUACUUCCCUUCCGAGCCCUGGCUCCGGAGCACAUCCGCGCAAUGACGCACGAACUGGCCACAAACCCUUUCAAUGAUCUCGGUGGAAUCAGGAUUCGCAACGGCACAGCCAUGGUGCAAGAAGGGAUCAAACCGACCCAUGCGUGGAUGGUGGCGGGUGCCGCGGACAUGAUGAACAAUUUCGCCAAAUAUCUCCCGGAUAUGGACUUGGUGUUCAAUCUGAAUGAUGAACCACGUGUUGCAGUUCCCUGGGAGAAAAUAUCAAUGUUGAAUCGGCAGACUGAGAUGCAAGAAGUGAUCCCUAAGGAGCGCAUGGUGCAGACUUGGUCGACCAACCGAGAGGAGGGCUGGGCCCCCAUUGAACCGGCCGAUCAAACCAACAUUACCGUUUUCACUGACGGGGCGUGGAGGGGGAUUUUUGACCCUUACGUGAGCGCUGUCUGCCCGCCUUCAUCGAAGGCGCGCUCUCAACGAAUCUGGAAUCGUCGUGAUAUCUGUCUCUCAUGCGCGGCUCCUCAUUCUAUAGGCCAAUUCCCCCUGAAUUUCAACCUCGCCUCCGAAAUCUGCCACCAACCCGACCUUGCCUUCCUCCACGGCCUUCUUAUCUCACCGGCAUCAUUCAAGGUGUCACAGGAACUCAUCCCGGUAUUCAGCCAGAGCGCCCUCACCGGAUUCAACGACAUCCUCUUCCCAAGUCCAUGGAACUACAUCGACAAGGUAAAAUACCAACCCACAGACGAACACCCAGAUCUAGAAUACGCCAACAAAAAGAACUCCCUCUACUGGCUCGGCAGCACAUCAGAAGGCGUCAGCCGCUUCGGCGAGUGGAAAGGCAUGCCACGCCAGCGCUUCACACACCUAAUAAACAACAACACCAACAACCAAGUCUCUGUCCUCCUCCCAACAGACUCGAACGAAAACGCCUUCCGCUACGAGAUAAUGGACGGCAGCGCCCCGACCUCUGACCUCCACCUCCAAACCUCCGUCCACCUCGCCGACCCAAUCGUCCGCUGCGGCGACUGCGCUGACCAAGCCGCAGAAUUUGGCACCGCGGGCUGGGCAGACUUCCAAGCGCACUGGUCGCACCGCUUCCUCUUCGACCUCGAUGGCGCAGGCUUCAGCGGCCGCUUCCUCCCCUUCCUACGCAGCCAUAGCCUGCCCCUCAAAACGGGUCUUUUCCGCCAGUGGUUCGACUCCCGGGUCACCUCGUGGUUGCACUUCGUCCCUGUCGAUAUCCGUCUCCAUGGCCUAUGGAGUACGCUUGCGUACUUUGCCGGCGUGCCUGCUGCCGCGUCUGAGGGGAGUGGUCCUAAUGCCCCGCAGAUGCGCAUGAAGGCGCAUGAUAGGCAGGGAAAGCGAAUUGCGGAGGAAGGGCGGAAUUGGGCGAACACAGCGUUGAGGAAGGAGGACAUGGAGAUUUACUUCUUUCGGCUGCUUUUGGAAUGGGGUCGACUUACGGAUGAUCAACGCGAUGUUCUUGGGUUUGGGGGCUCAGGUUAA
Messenger RNA from Penicillium samsonianum, 2997 nucleotides. Its product is annotated as putative capsular associated protein. Lineage: Eukaryota; Fungi; Ascomycota; Eurotiomycetes; Eurotiales; Aspergillaceae. Bases 1 to 2997 code for a protein of 998 amino acids. The record is from RefSeq and is a predicted model, not a curated record. The transcript is spliced from 7 exons.